AUGUUUAAUGAAUUGGGAAAUCAAAAUAUUUAUAUUAACAUAAAUAACAACAACAAUAAAAUUACAAAUGCUAACAGCAGCAACAGCAGCAGUAAUACUAAUGGCAAUAAUGAAUAUGGUCACUAUGAUGAUUAUAUAAAGACAAUGAUAAAGUCAAUCAAGGAACUGGGACUUUAUGAUUCAUUUAAAUAUGCAUUUCUAGACAAUUCAAGAAAAUUUUUUCAUGAGAAAAGUCAAUCAUAUCAACCAUUAAUUGAAAAUCGUAAUAUAGGCACUUAUUUGAAAUUGAUCAAACAACAGAUUGAAUUUGAGAUUGAUAAAGUGACUUAUUUUUUUGGUGAAGAAUUGUAUAUCAAAGAAUCUUCAGUUAAGAUCAUGAUUAAUGAAUAUUACCUCAGGCAUAUGGAUAUUAUAAUUAAGAAAGUGAAUUUGGUUUUAUUAUAUGAUAUUUGCAAGACUAUUGAUUUAAUUAAAUUUUUGGAUAUUUUCUUUAAAAAAUACAUCAAUAAUAUUUAUAAUUCACAUAUUAUCUUUUCACCACAAAAAUCAUUAAAAAUCAACAAAGAAAAUUUGCAAACAUUAAGUCAAUUAAAUAGGAAAUUUAAAAACAUUCAAUCAAAUGAAAAAUAUUCAAAUAUUAUAAAUAUGUGGAAUAAAAAUUUCAUAUCAUUUGUCAAUGAAAAAAAAGAUAAUAUCACUAAUUUUUAUAAACCUUAUUUUAUGAAACAUUAUAAGAAAAAAUUUGCUAAAAGACUACUUUAUCAUCAUGAUGACAAAAACUUUAAUCUUUCAAAUGAAGAGUGGAUUUUGUCAUUAUUUAACAGGGCAAAGAUAAUAGAUAAUUUAUAUGGGAUGAUUAAAGACAUCCAUGAAUCAAUUGGAAUAAAAAAAGAUUUUGAUAUUUUUAAUCAUCUCAAAGUAACAAUAUUAACAGGGUCCUAUUGGCCAAAAUUUAUCACUGGACCAUCGCCUGAAGUUGCUGAUCUAAAAAUACCAUAUGAAUUGUUCUUGAUGAGAAAAUCAUUUCAAAAUUAUUUUUAUUGUAAGAGAAGAGAUGGCGCUAAUAGAAAUCUUAAAUGGUUACAUUCCUAUGAUAAUCUAAUUAUUUCUUUAAUUCAUCCAAAGGGAAAAAUGUACUUUAGUAUAAAUAUGUGCAUGUUUAUAAUAUUGGAAAUGUUCAACUAUACAAGAUCAUAUCAAAUAUCAUACACUAUUCGUGAAAUUAUGAAAAAUACCGAAUUAGUAUUAAAAAGUGCCUUAAGUUCGUUGAUAUUUGGCGAAAUUAAAUUGUUGAAUAAAUUUGUGAAUUCAAAGAGAUUAAAUUUAUCUGAUGCUAUUUUUAUUAAUGAAAACUUAAACUUCAUUGAAUCAACUGUUGACAAUCCAAUAAUAAUUGAUGAACGAAAAUCACAAAGACAGAUAUCAACAUCAGAGGAUGUUCAAAUCUCUUCUUAUAAUAUAUCCAAUGAAAUAAGGAUAGAUUCAAGGAUAAUGAAAUUAAUGAAAUUACAUAAACGUUACCAACAUAAUAGUUUGAUUAGUUUUAUACAAAAAGAUUUUAAAAAUAAUUUUCAUCAGCAAGUUCAGGUUAAAUCCUUAAUAAAACGACAAUUUUUAAGAAAUGAAGGCAAAAAUGUUGUUUAUGUUCCUUAA
Entrophospora candida is the source of this 1653-nucleotide messenger RNA. The record is from the annotation of a GenBank genome assembly. NCBI's taxonomy places the organism in Eukaryota, Fungi, Glomeromycota, Glomeromycetes, Entrophosporales, Entrophosporaceae.